UAAAGGGGUUUUAUUUAAGAGGUGCUCUAAUUGUGCAGAGGCACUUAUAUUUAGUCAAUACAAUUAUGUUUUUUUAGUAAAGGUAAACUGAUUAAUCUACAUAAAGAAAAGAUGGCUGAUCACAUUCUGUUAGUCCUUGGUAUAUCGGAAGGUAGAAGAUUUCCUAAAAGACCUCAUCAUCAGUUGAUAAUUGAAGCCAACUUCAAUGGUGAGGUUCUAACUACUGAUGUUGUCAAACAUAUUGACAAACCACAUUUUAACACUGAACUUGCAUGGGAGAUGAAUAAAAAGUCUUUGCAUCAACAUCGUUUACAAAGAACACCAAUUAAAGUUCAGGUAUAUGCUGUAGAGAUGACGUCAACAAAAAAAGAAAGUCUUGGGUAUUUUAUAUUGGAUUUAAGAACAGCCCAACAAAAUGGUGCUAAGAAGGCUUCAUGGGUUUCUUUGUUGAGCUCCAAAUAUCAACAUUUGAAACCAGAAAUCAAGAUUAUCUUAUCUGUGGAAGCUGAUCAAAUUAGAAUCGAAGAGGAGAAUAAAGAUAAGGGAAUACCUGUGAAAAAGAAUAAGAAUCAGGUCCCAAAACUGGACGAAAACAAUAAUAUUGAUGUGGUUUUGGACAAUGACCAAGGCUAUUAUUUGAUAGGUCCUGAAAGUUCUGAUUGUGAAAUUUUUGUUAUGUCUGUUUCUAUUGGUGGAGCAAAAAAUUUGAUACAGGUCAUACCAUCAGACGCCAGAAUCAGUUCUGAGGAUGGGUUUUAUUUUUAUUAUUCGCUCUUUGAUAAUGAUGUGACGAACGAAACUUUCCACGACUUGAUGCAUCCUGCAAUGGCGACAGAACGAGCUUCUGUGCGCAUAUACACAACAGGACAGAGGCUUGCAGCAUACUUAAGAAAAAGGAAAGUGCUUGAGGUUUAUCUGUGCAGUUCUGAAAAUACACUCGCGCAAGCUGUCGUUUCUCUUCAACCUCUUCUCGCCAACAAUCUUGUGAAGACCCCCAGCAAAGUAGAAGGUUUGUUUCCGUUGGCGUCAACAAAGGCCUCUUUCAGUGAUGCAAUGGUUGGCGUUUCUAUAGUACUAAGAAGAGAGGAUCAAACUGCUGUGGUAGAUGUGAGUCCUAUAGUUGCUCCCAAACAGAACAUCACACCGGUAAAAGAACCUGUGACACAAAAAUUACCGUCACCGCCAUUAAAUCGAAAUCCCCGUCCAAAAUCAACCACACCUCCAACUGACACAAAAGAACGUGAACAGCCGCGAUUGAGUAAGCCAGCAAAGGAGAAGGAGCAUCAUUAUUUGUUCUCUAUUGACAUUAGAAGUAUUUUUAACCGGAACAUUCCACACUUAAUCAACUGUGUUUGCAGAUACACGUAUCCAUUCUUUGGAAGUUCAUCCCCUGUCAUUACAAAUCCUCCUGUAUUGAUACAGAAAAAUGCUGAAGUGCUUCUACCACAAUCAUUCUGCAAAUUCGAAUUUGCAUCAACCAAUCGUAUUCUUCAGUCCACAUUAUCAAGGGUGCCUCUUAUUGUUGAAGUUUGGCACAAAGAUGGGAAUGCGAAAGAUGAGCUUCUCGGUGUGGCACAAGUUAAUUUGUCUCAUGUUUUUCAACCUGAUAAUAAGAGUGAAACUGGAGCACUUGUGAAAAGUGUAAGACUCCCGAUCGUCUCCGCCCAAAAUCCUGGUGAAAAAAUUGGAACUGCUCACGUUGUGUUGGGGUUUGAAGACAGAGGUGAAAUCAUGCACAAAUUGAUUGCCACUCACGAACAGUCCAUUACGAAUAGCGAUGUAACAACUGCACCAAUCUCAAGCGUCGACGUUGUGGACGCACCUAGAACGACGCAAGAAUACCAGGUUGCCAUGGCAUUGGAAUUGUGGCGGGAGCAACAGGAGGAAUAUUUUCGAUCUCAACUUGCAAAUAAAGAAAAGGAACGCAUGAUGAAGCUGGCUGAAGAGUGGAAAAUCCGAGACACGGAGCGGGAAAUGAUUCUUAAAAAGAAAGUCGACGAAUACAACGUGCUUGAAACAAAAUUAAAACGCACGCUAACUGAACUCGACGAACGAGAGAAGCAAGUAAGUCAGAUGGAAACGAACUUGCAACGCAACGAACAGCUGCUCGCCGAAGAAUACGAACGGAAAACAGUGGAAAUGAGGGAAGCUUCGCGUCGUCUGAAGGAAGAAUACCAGCACCAACUUCACCUGGAGCGACUAAAGUAUACAGAUCUAGAGGAGCGCUUCAGAAAAGGCGAGCAGCAGUUGAAACUUCUUGAAGAGAAAGUUAAAGGGAGGGAAAACGAAAUUUACUCGUUAAAGGAAAGUCUACUAAACCGACCGGAAGUUAAAUUACAGUCAGACAUGAAUCUGAUGUUAGUUGAAAAGGUAGAACUGGAACGCAAAAUUGAGUCGAUCACAAAAUCUAAAAUUCAUUAUAAACAGCAAUGGGGUCGAGCGUUGCGUGAGUUGGCUAGAAUGAAAGUGAACGAGCAGGAAGCCGCGCAAACGAGACUAAAGAAACAACAACAGGAGUUGGAGCACAUGAAGUUGAGAUAUCUCGCUGCCGAAGAAAGAGAGGUAAUGAAAAACGAAAAAGAAGAACUCGACGAUGUGAAGGAAGAAAUCAAUCAAAGGCUCCAACAAUUGCAAGCUGCGAUGACAACGGCGCAACAUCAAACUCAAAAUCCGCGCGAAAUCGAAAAUACAGAAAAUUUAUUUUCAAAGAAUCGAAUAUCGAAGCUAAUCGAAGAACGCGAUACGUUACUUCAAACGGGAGUGUAUACGAUUAACGAUCGUGUAAUAGAAGAGAUCGAGAAAGAAAUUCAAAAUCUCAUCGAUAAAGAUAAAUAGUUUUGAGAAAUAUAUUCCACAGAGUAUGUCAUUCUCUCAUCUACUUAUUAUCUGGAUAAAAUCAGUCAGGAUAAAACAGUCGCCAAUGAGUUCGAUUUAUUGUUUACCGUUUUCUGAAUAAAAAUACAAUGGAAUUCCACGCAUGACUAAUUUAUCACAAUGUAACGUAAAUCAUUCAGUUUUUAAGUGUUCUGAUUGGUGCUUUUUUUUCGCAAAAAAAAUUGUCUGUCAAAAUAUUCACCUGUUGUAAUAAGGAUAGAAGAAUUUCAUAGUUAAAAACUUGAGCUUGUAAAUACUUAUAUUUAUAUAUUUUCUAAUGUGAAUA
Messenger RNA from Hydractinia symbiolongicarpus, 3160 nucleotides. Its product is annotated as centrosomal protein of 120 kDa-like. The transcript has 19 exons. Gene Ontology annotation, cellular component: centriole; centrosome. Gene Ontology annotation, biological process: interkinetic nuclear migration; centrosome cycle; positive regulation of centriole elongation. The record is from RefSeq and is a predicted model, not a curated record. The coding region runs from base 112 to 2835 and encodes 907 amino acids. Lineage: Eukaryota; Metazoa; Cnidaria; Hydrozoa; Anthoathecata; Hydractiniidae.